This is a messenger RNA of Acyrthosiphon pisum (pea aphid), 2413 nucleotides long. RefSeq lists its product as uncharacterized. Gene Ontology annotation, cellular component: nuclear membrane; nucleus. The record is from RefSeq and is a predicted model, not a curated record. Gene Ontology annotation, biological process: nuclear protein quality control by the ubiquitin-proteasome system; proteasome localization. Lineage: Eukaryota; Metazoa; Arthropoda; Insecta; Hemiptera; Aphididae. Gene Ontology annotation, molecular function: proteasome binding. The transcript has 8 exons. Bases 444 to 1466 code for a protein of 340 amino acids.
ACCUAGUAACCGGUCGCCGCCGAAUGCCGAUACUGGUAACCGGUACUCCGACUUCUCGUAAGUCGAGACCAGUCCGCAGUCGCGCUUCGCACCGGCACCCGACCGAUCAUAUUGUAACUCGCCUUUUUGCUCCUCCCGUCUUGCAGCACGAGCGGUCACCGCACCCCGCCCGGCCUGUCGUCGCCGCCGCCGCAAUACAAUUUUUAACGGACAAUUGACAAACUGAGCCCGUCGUAAACGAUAUCCGUCCGGAGAAGUCCUCGCUCGAAGCGUUUGUCUCGAGCUGAAGUCGUGUAAUCGUUUUCCUAACCGCUAAUUAACUUUUUGUUUUUCCUUUUUAUUUUUUUAUCUUUUUUUUUUGGCGGCAAAGCACUGUGUCACGUCACCGUCCAGGAGUGUUUAAAGGAAAUUCGUACAAACCGUUUUUGAUUGAAUAAAACAAAAUGGAGACACCGCCUUUUAAUCCAGAGCCAACUCGGAUGAUGACCAGAAGCGUUCUAGCUGAGAUACCAACUAGGCUAGGACGAUUAUCUAUGACAGACCCUAACAAUGGUUUGGGCCGAAAUGAUCACCAUCUCAAUAUAAUGAAUACCACUAUAAGUAACUUGCCAACAUCAAUGAUGACGCCAUCCCCUAGUCCAGAUGAAUUAAUCAUCCAACAAAGGGGCCGCCGUAAAAUACCAGUUACUUUUAGUCCUGACAUUGAUGCCAUAAAACAGAAUAAUCAAGAAACUCCAACAAAAUCUGGUUGUUCUAAUUUCAAGAGUUCAAUUGUUCUGAGGAGUACUCCACGCAAAAGAUUACUGUUAAAUGAUCCAUUGGAAUUAUCAUCUCCAGACAAAUACAAAAUUGGCUCUCCGAGUUGUAAAAAAUUACGUACUGAAGUGGCAGUUGAACUUCCAGAAGAUAAUUGUCUUUUGUCUGCUUUAAAAUCAUUGUCUCCAGAUCAGCUAAUUGGUAUAAUUGGACAGAUUGUCAUUGACCAUCCGAGUAUUGAAAAGGAAAUUAGAUCACAUUUCCCUGUGGCCGACUUAAAGCCCCUUGAAGAACGUAUUUACUAUUUGCGACGUAAUAUCUACAAGGCUUUACCAAGUAGCAGAUUGAUUUCAAAAACUGAUCCAACUGCCUACAACAGAGUCUCAACCCAUGUUUUAGCAUUCAAGAAAUGUGUUGUCGAUCAAGGUAGACGCUUGGUUGAGAGCAAUCAGUGGCCAAUCGUUAUGGACUAUGUGUUCAUGGCAUGGAAGCAUGUUCGUAAUACUCCUAUAUGGGAUAAUCCUGCCCACAACGCUGCACGCCGACAGUGUUUUAAAUCGCUAUCAGCUCAGUGUAUAACUGCCCUCAAACACAUGAAGGACACUAUGAACCAGCAAAGCUGUGACAAUUAUAAAAACCAACUGAAGCUGUUAGUUGAUGACAGUGAAGACAUAGAAUGGUGUUUGCAUUUCCUGAACAUUCGUGAGUGACCCACAUUAGUUUGGUUUUCUUUAUUCUAUUAUGUAUUUUUUUUUUGUCUAGCAGCAAAUAUAUUUUUGUAGUUGCUGGAUAAAAUGUUGACUGUAGGCAAUUAUUUAGCUAACAUACUAUGUAACGUUGCGUUAAUUUAAAAUAUUAGUAAAUUUAUUUUAAUUGUAUACAAAAAAUUGAAUGUUUUCUACUUUUAUGUGAAUAAUAUAUGGUGUAUUGUGUUUUAUUUCUGAAAAUCCUGUAAUUGUAAUAAUUUUGUCAACAUAACCCACCCCCUACUAUUUCUGCACAAAAUGUUUAAUUUGCACCUACACCAUCAAAUAACUGUAAAUUUAUGAUUUUUUUUUUUUGGGAGGGUGGGUUUAUUUGUUUUUUGCUUAUUAUUUAUUUCAUGCACCAUUUUAAUUUUUUUUUCUAUUGAAAUGUAUUAUUUAUUACAAUUAUUAUUAUGUUUAUAAAACGUGGGACCACUAAGUUAGUCAAUUAUUUUACAGAAUAUUAUUAGCAAUGGUUUUGCGUUGUAGUAUAUUCAUUUUUUUUUUUUUAUUAACAAAUUGUUAAAAUAAAAUAUAAAUGUAGCGUGUUUGUGUAUUGAUCGACAGUAUACUGAAAAUAAUUUAUUGUCAAAUUCAAUAAAUUUGUUCAACUUAAGACUGUAGGUGUGAACUCAGGGUCGCAUUACUCAAAUGUGUGCAAUGCAUAUAAUUUGAAUCCUUCUACAUAGACUGUAUAGUUAGUUUUAUAUGAUAAAUUAAGUAAAUGUACUUAGAUUUAAAAAAUAAAAAAUAAAUGUUCCAUGUACAAUUUGUAUACCUAAUGUAUGAAUAACUUUAUGUUAGUUUUAGUUAUGUUUAAUGUUUGUCGUAUUUGUAGACAAAUGUAUAAUUAUUAUUUGUGGAAAUGUAUCUAACCUCAUAAUUCUAAAUAAAUGGUAAUUAAUUUUAAA